AUGAGCCAACGAGUUCAGUUGAUUGUACAAAGCAAAGGAGGGGGGGCCCCCAAUGGGGGCCCUAUUGCCUCUUACGUACACACACCAUUGGAACAAAACGCGGAGCCUGCGCAGGCCGCGAGUGCUGCAGAUACUGACAGCAGCAGCAGCAGCAGCAACAGCAGCAGCAACAGCAGCAGCAACAGCAGCAGCAGCGGCAUGAGCAACAGCAGCGUGAGCAGCAGUAGCAACAGCAGCAUCAGCAGCAUCAGCAGCGGUAGCAACAUCAACAGCAGCAGCAGCAGCAGGAGUUGGCUGCGUGCGCCUUCAGUUCACUUUAUAGAGACAGCUUGCGAGCUGGGAGAGUAUUUUGAGGCCCUUAGGCGGAAGCAGCAGCAGCAAAGCCGCAUCAUACAGACACCCGAAGACCUGCAGCGCAUCAAUGAAAUAAACAACAAACUCCUAAAAGAACAAACAGAAGAUGCACCCUCCAUCUCCUACUUCCUUGCAAGACACCGCCGUCUCUUGCUGCAAGGAAUGCAGCACCAGAAGCAUACCCACCUACACGCAGACACAGGGGGGCCCCCCGAUGGGCCCCCUGAGGGUCCCCCCAACGGACCCCUUGGGGGGCCCCCUGACGGGACCCCUUGGGGGCCUUCUGAUGCGCCGCAUUGGGGCCCCCCCGAUAGUGUCGGUGGGCCCCCAGGGGGGCCCCCAGAGGGGCCCCGGUUGGAGGGUUUUGUUUCUGAGGGUUUGCGGGGUUUGGGCUUGGGGUAUUAUGAUUUUUUGUUUCCUCUUGAGAUAGGAGAGGAAGGUGUUGCAGGUUUGCUGCCUUUAGCUGUGGGUUUGCGUGUGGUGGGGGCCCCCCCUUACGGGGCUUCUUUGUUAUGUGUCUCUUGGGGCGCGGAGACAGUUGUAAUUGAUCUGCUGAAUCGGCAGCAGGUGUUUGCUGCUGCAGUUGAGAGGCUGCUGCAGUGGCUGCUGCCUAAUCCCCUUGUCUUAAAGGUUCUCUUUGAUUGCAGAGAGACAAUAGAGAGACUCGCUGUGGGGCCCCUCCCUCUGCAGGAGCCCUUAAAGCCCCUUGUACACUGUAUAGACCUCAGGCAGCCCCGAGUGUACAGACACCUCGAGGCCCCCCCUCCUCUCCCCCCCGCGGUGCAGCGAGACGCUCAGCUAGCAGAUGCCUUAGCACAAGGCAACGAAAGAUUGUUUAAACACAUCCUCAAGCAGCAGCAGCAGCAACAACAACAACAACAACAACAACAACAGCAGCAGCAGCAUCAGCAGGGAAAGCAAGAAGAGGGUGCGGACAUGCAGACACAGCUCCUCUCAGUCGGCACCCGGAGAACCCUCAGCGAGCUGCGUAAGGCUGUUUUGGGUUGGGGGCCCCCAGGGGGGCCCCCAGGGGGCCCCCCUUGGGGCCCCCACGAACGCAAGAGCAGCAAAAGCCUCAACAGGAGGCCUCUAGAUGGAGAUAUGCUGCUGCAGGUUGCUGAUGAAGCUUUCGCUUUGCUGCUAAUUGAGAGGAGACUGAGACAACACCAUCUUCUACCCAAGAACAUCUUGGGGGGAUGA
Eimeria acervulina is the source of this 1554-nucleotide messenger RNA. RefSeq lists its product as hypothetical. Gene Ontology annotation, molecular function: transcription cis-regulatory region binding. NCBI's taxonomy places the organism in Eukaryota, Apicomplexa, Conoidasida, Eucoccidiorida, Eimeriidae. The record is from RefSeq and is a predicted model, not a curated record. Bases 1 to 1554 code for a protein of 517 amino acids. Gene Ontology annotation, biological process: regulation of transcription by RNA polymerase II. The transcript has 4 exons. Gene Ontology annotation, cellular component: nucleus.